GGUAUUUGCCCAAACAAUCUCCCCUCUUCCUUCCCCCAAACCUCUGCUUCGUCUAUAAAAAGUCAUGUUUCUUCCUACCAUUCUCUCCAGUUCUUGUGAUCCAGAAGGUUUAAUCAGGGUUUAAACCAGCUCCAAUCUUCAUCUUCAACCUCAAGUUUUGCGAAUAAGAAACCCUAAAUCUUCUUCACAACCCUGAUUGUUGUUCUUGUUUUUCUUUUUGAUUUGUUCCUCCGUUUAGGGUUUUCGAUUUCCUUUUCGAAGAGCAAUUUCGUUUUCUUGUUCUUCGUCAGAUGCUUGAAUUGAUUGAAAGUUUCAUAGGAUUCCCUGCUGAAGACUACUUUGCUGAUGUAUCAUUAAUUUGAAUGCAACAAUGGUUUAUUGGAUUUUUCAUAUGAGGUGAAGUGAUAUGAGUAUUGAAUAUGAGCGAUGGAGGUGGGGAGAAUGGGAGAAAGCAUGACCAACCACACCCUAAGAGAAAAUUUGGUGGAAAUGAUUUUGUCCUUGCCAUUUCAAAGAUUGCUGUAGCACAAAUAUGUGAGAAUGUGGGGUUUCAGACUUUUCAGCAGUCUGCUCUGGAAGCACUAUCUGACAUUGCCGUGAGGUACAUAGAAAAUAUAGGAAAGUCUGCACUUUUCCAUGCAAGUUUAGCGGGUAGAGCAGAGGGUAAUGUGUUUGACAUUAUUCAAGGGUUGGAAGAGUUGGGAUCUGGUCUGGGGUUUGCAGGUGCUUCUGAUGUUGAUCAUUGUCUUGCCAAUUCUGGCAUUGUACGGGAAAUUAUCCAGUAUGUUGCUGAUUCUGAGGAUAUCCCAUUUGCCCAUUCUCUUCCUCAUUUUCCAGUUGUCAAAAACUGUAAGCCAGCCCCAAGUUUUCUUCAAACAGGAGCAGAGCCUCCUGGUGAGCAUGUCCCGCCUUGGCUGCCUACCUUCCCUGAUCCAGAGACUUAUGCUCAGUUGUCCUUGGGGAAUGAGAAAACAACUGUUUCUAACAUGGAGAGUGUUGAACCAGCUAAGCACAAAACGAGGACAGAUAGAUCUUUGUUGAAUUUGCAGCAGCGUUUUGCUUGCGAUGGAUUUGAAGGACCUUCCUCAGGUGAUGGUGGAGAUGCUGUUAGAGCAAGGAAGGCGGUAGAGAGCAAUCCUUAUCUUGCUGCACCUCUGCAUUUUGGGGAGAAGGAAGUGUCUCCUGUUGCUCUUCCUGCUAAACUUUCAAAUGAAGGUAUUGUGAGAAAUAUUGUUGUGGAAAAUAAUCAUGCUGUAGGAAAUCCUGUUUCAGUGCUGGAGACAUUUGCUCCUGCUAUUGAAGCGAUGAAUAGCAGGAAAUGUGAUUCUGAGGAUGGGCUGAAUACAGCACUUCUUAAUCAGAGGCCUAGUGUGCAUUUUAAGAUUGGCAUUGGAAAGAAGUCCUUAGGUGCAGAACUAGAUUUGAGCUUGCAAAGAAAUGGUAGUGAGAAAAUUUCUCCUUGGUUUGGAAAUGAUAAUGAGAAGGAUGACAAGAAAAGGAGGGCGGAAUGUAUUCUGAAAGGGUCUAUAGAGAACGCAGGGGAACUGGCUUAGUUGUAAGAUAGGUUUGUUUGAUCAUCAUUUGUAUACUUUCUAGGAAACUGACUGGCAGGAGAUGCUGGCUGCAGGAUUGUCAAGGUCGGUGGUGUAGUCUUCUCUGUAUAUGGCCACCCCCUAGAGUGGAUAAUGCAAAUGCAAACUUCCACAGGGAAGUAUCCUGUUAAAUGGGUUCUUUGAGGUAUGUGCAUGUCAUUGCGAUGAUAGCCGCUGUUCUGUGGAUGAUUCUUUUUAAAUGAAAUUCUUGUUUCCUAUUUUAUGAUGUUAAAGUGAUGGAUGCAUGGAUUUCUCUAGUUUUGGUACAGUAUGGUCUUUUUCUGUCCAUAUGUAUACUAUGCUCACUUGUUGAAGCUCUGUACCAUGUUGUAUUAUUUCUGGUUAUAAAUGAAGGCAGGUCAAUUUUUCAUUAUUGUUGACUCUUCGUUAUGUAAUGAGAGUGAGAUUGGAGUCCAGGAUUGGGGGAUUG
Rubroshorea leprosula is the source of this 2022-nucleotide messenger RNA. Lineage: Eukaryota; Viridiplantae; Streptophyta; Magnoliopsida; Malvales; Dipterocarpaceae. The record is from the annotation of a GenBank genome assembly.